Molecule: messenger RNA, 366 nt
Organism: Symbiodinium sp. CCMP2592
Lineage: Eukaryota; Dinophyceae; Suessiales; Symbiodiniaceae
Source: the annotation of a GenBank genome assembly
AUGGCGGCUAUGUUGUUUUGCCUGUCUCCAGGCGCAGUUCCGUUUCCUUCGUUUUCAUGCAAGUCCGUUGUCGUGGCGCAGUGCUUUGGUGGGAGGCUCCCGACACUGCCCUUGCCGACGGCCCUGCUGCAGGCCCUGCUGGGAACCACAGGGAGCGCGAGCGGUGGCUUUGGCGUUGCAGCCGAGGCCUUUCCAGAGCUCCCCUCUGCUUUCGGGCGUCGCCCAUGUCGUUCACCCUUGAUGCCUAAGGGCUCCGAGGACCCAAGCAAGCUCAGAGCUGAAGAUGGAAGUCUGGCAGAAGUGUCGCAGCAACGGCUCGAAGCUCCUGUCAGCGUUGGGGACGCGUUGGGUUUCAGGGCUUCUCAU